AUGUGCGGGUUGCCCUUCGAGCACACGACGGCGUCGUCCAACGUGGGCCGCGUCCAGCAGCGGCAGCUUCCUCGCGGCUGCUCUUCGCGGGGCCCGCCAUCGCCGGGCAGCCUGCGCUGGCUGGACACGCCGCACGCAGUCAGUGUCUCCAGGGGCAUGAGCGGCACCCAGCAGCUGAUGCUCUUCGACCACGACGCCCGCGUGCGCCAGGCAUACCGACGGGCCCAAUGGAUGAACCAGGCGCAGCGAUUCCGCAUCGCGCUGGACAUGAGCGAUCCCAAGGUGCAACAGACUAUGCAGCUGGCAGAGCAACCAUUCGACUUCCAGGUGGGCGGCAGAACACCGCCGGUUCACAUCACCGGCAUCGACCCCGACGAGGAAGACGACGAGCUGCAGGAAAUUUCCUCAUAAGUUGUUAUGAGCGACGAGUGGUCGCUUAUUGCCUCCUAUAAGCUAAUAUAUAUGCGCUGCUAGACGCACACGCCGAAGAUUGGCUCAGCGUUUUCUAUGACAGUCAUACAGAUACAGUUUGCUGUUCUCGUGUUGUUAUCCUCCUCCUGUACAAGUUAGUUUUUUUUCUUCUUUUUAGUUGUUGUUCUCAAAGUCAAUAAAAUAUCUGUGGACAACCAAAC
Rhipicephalus microplus (southern cattle tick) is the source of this 632-nucleotide messenger RNA. RefSeq lists its product as uncharacterized. The record is from RefSeq and is a predicted model, not a curated record. Lineage: Eukaryota; Metazoa; Arthropoda; Arachnida; Ixodida; Ixodidae.